Messenger RNA from Volvox carteri f. nagariensis, 1356 nucleotides. RefSeq lists its product as uncharacterized. The transcript has 6 exons. The record is from RefSeq and is a predicted model, not a curated record. NCBI's taxonomy places the organism in Eukaryota, Viridiplantae, Chlorophyta, Chlorophyceae, Chlamydomonadales, Volvocaceae. The coding region runs from base 1 to 1356 and encodes 451 amino acids.
AUGCAUUUUGUUAUCCGCACAAAGCGGUACGUCGGCAGUGGAGCCGAUGGGCAGGGACCUGGCCGUGACGGAUCAGGCGGCGGGCUGGGCGAAGGGGCCCAGGGCAGCGGCAACAACAGCACUGGCAAUACUCGCCCGAUUAGCUCGCCGGCGGGUUCGGGGGGGCCGGCACCUGGGGCCAGCAGCAGCAGCAGUAGCGGCGGCGGCGGCGGCGGCGACAGCCGCGGCAACGAGAACGGCACCGGCAACAGGACUCGAGCCCGGGGAGAUGACCCUCGACCCCGCAGCUGGGGCGCAGCGAAUGUACGCAACGAGACGGAGUUUGACGACCGGAAGAGCCCUCGCAAGGUUGCCUUCCUAGGUAAAUCCGCCAACGUCAGAGUCUACCCCAACUACUCGGACACCAGCGCGUUCCUACAGCUCCGUUUUGGCAAGAUCUUGGAGCUGGACGGUUCCGGACAGCCCGUACCGAACCACCAGAUCGCCUCCUUGGCGGACGCCAGCGAUGCCGUCACCUUCGCCGCCGGCAACCGUACAAUCGGCAACGUCAACGUCAGCUUCGUCAAUGUGACGUUGCGGCCGCUUGCGCGCCAGGAGUUCAGGGCGGCAUGCGGCGGCGGUGGGGGUGGAGGUGGCGGUGCGGGUGGGGAUAAUCGGCCGUCGGCGCCGCCGGCACCGCCUGCGGACAUGGAGCCCCGCGUUGCCGUGGAGCUGCUCUUUGGCCUGGACGACGUGUUGACAGUGCCGUACGGCGGUACGAACUUGACGGUUCCGCGCAACGGCCUUAAGUGGACGAUCUCGUACUCCAACUGGCCUUUCUGCAACGUAACCAACACGCUGUCCGUCUCCCUGGACCUGCUGCUGCCCGCUAACGCCACCUCGGAAGUGUCCACCACAGGGGGUAUCACCAAUCUCGUCCUGAGACUGGGCCACGACUACAACGCCUCACUUUCCUUCCUGGACUACGCUCUGGAUGGCCCCAACGGCGCCACGAAGCUGCCGGCCAAUGUAACGGUCUCCCAGCUACUGCCCAAUCUUAACAGGUCAGACACGGCCGAAGGUGAUGGGGGCAGCGGCGGCGGCGGCGGCGGCAACGUCGUGACGGUGCGCACGGUACUGCCGAAUCCCAAGGCUUCCGGCGGCGGUGCCGCCGCCGCCGUGUGGUACGACCCCACCUCCGCCACCACGUCGGUGUACCUGGACUCGACGGAUCCGGGUAAUGGCUUCGUCGCCGUCGGGACGAGUGGCGGCAGUGGUACGACGGGAGGCGGCGGCGGCGGCGCAGCGGCAGGGUUGCGUGUGACGGUGUGGGCGGCGCUGGCGGCUGUCUUACUGAGCGCGUUUCUGAUGCACUGA